UGAAACAACCAUGUCAAAUGAUGCAACAGAUCAAAAACCGUUUCGCACUCCGACUGGAACGCCCUCGUCCUAUCGCUACCUGUACCGCACCGGCGAGCAGGUGACGAGCGGUGACGUGGUACUGUGCGACGGUACUCGCCAGUGUUCGGUCGUGGGAGGCAACGGAGGCACCAAGCACAACCCGCUCGUAUUGCUGCGCCCUUGCGACCUUCCCGUAACGACCAGGAUGAGUGCAGCCGUCAGUCGGCUCACGCGAGUGUCAGCUGGCGAGGGUCUCGACACGCUCGCCAAGCAGCUGAGCAAGAUGAAGCUUGAAGAACCUGAUCCUCUGUACAACAAGGUCUUCAAGCCGGUCGAGCAGUUGCUCAAGCCUCACACCGAGCUCGUGUCGCGCUUGGAGUGGAUUCCGGCCAAGGAUGACCAGCCGGCUCGAGUCUUGCUCGCCUUCAGCACUGAUGCAUCGCCGCCAUCUAUCAAGGAGGUCACCGACCAGCUUUCCGACUUCCCCGAGCUAGAGUUUACGAAGUCGGCGCCGGCUGGAGUCUUGGAGCUCCUUAGCGGAAAUACCGAUGAGACGAUGCAUCCGUAUGAAAGAACUGAUGGAACCGUAUCAAGAACUGGGAUCUGAGUGCUGGCGUCUCACUUGAUGCAGCCGUAACAAGCCGGUACUCCCGGCAGAAUGGACACGACACACCGUGCACAACCACUACCCUAGUGCAAUCCAUGCCCCUCCAUUUCCACGCGUCCGGAAUGCGAAAAGGCAGGAUUGCACUUCUCAGCUGGUGCAUUGAUGGUACAAUCAUAUCUAUUGGUCAUGCGUUGCGAACGAUCCGAGAGACAGUUGGAGACACUGCUGUGACCGUGUAUUGUUUGUGUCCGCCCUGCAAACAAACGGCACGGCAUCCAGAUCUCGCCGACACCGAGACCGCAUUGGCUGGCGUUCCAGGCUACUAUAUCAAUCCAUACGAAAACUGCUGGGUUGACGUCAGCUUCUCGAAGAUUGGAGAACGUCCGUUUACUGUGAACUCCAGUCCGAUUGCUUCCGAAGCCCAGCUCACUUGUGGCGCUCAGGGUCGGGUUAUUUGGCGCAAGAGCCCGAACCUGUCAUUUCCGGUCGAGUUUCAGCUUUGUGCUUAUCCGCUCAACCUGAAGAACCAGCGUUGUUUCGU
Molecule: messenger RNA, 1169 nt
Organism: Capsaspora owczarzaki ATCC 30864
Lineage: Eukaryota; Filasterea; Ministeriida; Capsasporidae
Exons: 3
Coding region: 11-628 (205 amino acids)
Source: RefSeq, a predicted model, not a curated record